CAAAGCCAUUGGUUACAUAAACGCAAUUCAGGACAAUAAACACAAUGACGGACUUCCCAAACCAAACGUUAAACAAUACUUGUUUUAUUUUAUUUUAAUUUACUCUUCUUUUCCAUUAGUUCUUUCUUCCACUGAUAAUCCAAAGUUCCCUCCCUUACUUUAAAUCAACAAACAUCUCAAGAGAGUGUGUGUGAGAGAUGGCAAGCAUUGCUGGUACAUGUCCUUUAGGAGCAUUGCUCAGAAACAUCUCAGAAAACAAUGGGAAGAUAUCUGUCGUUCAUUAUGAGGGGCUUAGAUUGCAGCAGAGACUACAAAUGCAUUCGCCAAGUCACUACAUUUCAGCUUCUUCAUCAGCUCCAAGAUGCAGAACAAUCAAGGUCAUGGCUUCACCAACUGUUGCAGCACCAAAGAGAGAAAAGGAUCCAAAAAAGCGAGUAGUAAUAACAGGAAUGGGUCUUGUGUCUGUCUUUGGUAGUGACAUUGAUGGCUUUUACAACAAGCUUCUUGAGGGAGAAAGUGGGAUAAGCCUAAUAGAUAGGUUUGAUGCCUCAAACUUCCCGGUCCGUUUUGGAGGUCAGAUACGUGAUUUCUCUUCAGAAGGCUACAUUGAUGGCAAGAAUGACCGGCGCCUUGACGAUUGCUGGAGGUAUUGCAUUGUUGCAGGCAAGAGGGCCCUUGAUGAUGCCAACCUUGGACAGCAAGUCCUGGACACUCAGAUGGACAAAACAAGAAUAGGAGUUCUGGUGGGAUCAGGAAUGGGAGGUAUAACGGCUUUCUCUACUGGUGUGGAAGCUCUUGUACAGAAGGGGUAUAAGAAAAUUACUCCAUUUUUCAUUCCCUACUCCAUCACCAACAUGGGUUCUGCCUUGUUGGCCAUAGACACAGGCCUAAUGGGUCCCAAUUAUUCCAUUUCCACUGCUUGUGCAACGGCGAAUUACUGCUUUUGUUCGGCUGCUAAUCACAUUAGAAAAGGUGAAGCAGAUAUCAUGGUGGUUGGUGGAACUGAGGCUGCAAUCAUGCCUAGUGGUCUUGGAGGCUUCAUUGCUUGCAGGGCUUUGUCUCACAGGAAUGAAGGCCCCAAGAAGGCUUCAAGACCAUGGGACAAAGAUCGUGAUGGUUUUGUGAUGGGUGAAGGCUCUGGUGUGCUGGUAAUGGAGAGCUUGGAGAGUGCAACAAAAAGGGGAGCCAGAAUAAUAGCAGAAUAUUUGGGGGGUGCCAUAACAUGUGAUGCUCAUCACAUGACUGAUCCAAGAGCUGAUGGGCUUGGAGUUUCAUCUUGCAUAAGCAAGAGUUUAGAAGAUGCUGGAGUUUCCCCUGAAGAGGUAAACUAUGUGAAUGCUCAUGCCACAUCAACACUGGCUGGUGACUUGGCUGAGGUUAAUGCAAUUAAAAAGGUUUUUAAGGACACGUCAGAAUUGAAAAUGAAUGCAACUAAGUCAAUGAUUGGUCAUGGUCUUGGGGCUGCUGGUGGUUUGGAAGCCAUAGCAACAAUCAAAGCCAUAACAACUGGCUGGUUGCAUCCAACCAUUAACCAAGAUAACUUGGAGGCUAGUGUUACCAUUGACACUGUCCCUAACGUUAAGAAGAAGCACGAAGUGAAUGUUGGUAUAUCCAACUCAUUUGGAUUCGGUGGACACAAUUCAGUAGUUGUCUUUGCCCCAUUCAGGCCAUAAGUAGAAUUCAAACUCAACCUGAGUAUUUCUUUUACUUUGUCUUUUUUUUUUCUUUACACAUUUUGAGAACCAGUGAUUUUUGGACACAAAUUCAUAGGACUAUAUGAGUUAUGGAUGGAAAAUAGUUGUUUCGUAUGUAUUGAAAUCAUAUACCCAGAUCGUGUGGUCUAAUGUAAUGAGCCCUGAAGACUGAAGUCAAUAAAAUAUAAUUUUCAGUAAUUGUGUUGAA
Messenger RNA from Glycine soja, 1902 nucleotides. RefSeq names its product 3-oxoacyl-[acyl-carrier-protein] synthase I, chloroplastic-like. Lineage: Eukaryota; Viridiplantae; Streptophyta; Magnoliopsida; Fabales; Fabaceae. The record is from RefSeq and is a predicted model, not a curated record. The transcript has 8 exons. Bases 198 to 1673 code for a protein of 491 amino acids. Gene Ontology annotation, molecular function: 3-oxoacyl-[acyl-carrier-protein] synthase activity. Gene Ontology annotation, biological process: fatty acid biosynthetic process.